Molecule: messenger RNA, 963 nt
Organism: Plasmopara halstedii
Lineage: Eukaryota; Oomycota; Peronosporomycetes; Peronosporales; Peronosporaceae
Exons: 3
Coding region: 1-963 (320 amino acids)
Source: RefSeq, a predicted model, not a curated record
AUGCGAUCCAACUCGAUUGAUGAUUUUUUCUCGUGUAUUCCUAAAAAAAUGGUUGGCAAACUAAAUGUCCUCCUUGAUUACGCCGCUUAUGUUCGUUUCAACUUUAUUGAGCACGAAACAAAAAGUUUUGGUGUCGUGUUGCCUAAUUUAUUUGGGUUUCUGAAAAAAUAUGGAAGCUUGAAUGUAGAAAAACAGGAAGAGUUAUUUUCGGAUGAAUUGGCGCUAACUUCGACGAGUGUCGACAGCUCUCGAUUCUAUUUGUUUGUUGAUGAUAUAUGGAGGGAGAUCAGUGAGGAUCAGUUGCGUCUCUUUAAAGCUGCAGUGCAGUCUAAAGGUCAAGCGAAAUUAGUCAGAGAGGCUCUGGAAGGAAUCAGAAAGGGCGCUUCUGUUGCCAUGAAUCUUGGCGGCAUGGACAUGAAAGCCUCGUUUAAGGGAAUGUUGAAGAACGAGAAAUUUGUGCACUGGCUUCAGGAGGAGCUCAAAGACGAGAAAUCAGUGCAACUGCUGCAAACAAAUUUGUAUGGUCUAGAGAAUGAGAAUAUCCCGGAUAUACAUACAUUGCAUCUGCUCAAGAUGUUUUUGGCGGACAAUGAAGGUGUAGAUAUACUGAGAGAUGUUUCAGGACGAUUAACCUUACUUGAUGACAUGUUAAGCAGCACGGAAUUGGAUACGGUGCCCAUACUCAAAGCGAUUCUCGCAGAUCAGAAUAAAGUGCUCAUUCUUAAAGAGGUAAUGAAGGACGAGGUGAAAUUGGAGUCAUUUAGAAUGGUUUUGGGGGACGAUCAAAAGAUGUAUGCCUUCUGGCAUAAUCUGCGUGGUAAUAUUAUGAAGAGUGCGUUUGAAACGAUAGUAGAGGAUAUGAAUCAAGUGUUUUCACUCAGAGUGGCUACUAAAGAUGAUGUUCGGGCGAGACUAUUUCGAGCGGCUCUGAAGGAUAAACUACAGAUCGAUACUCCAGGAUGA